This is a messenger RNA of Papaver somniferum (opium poppy), 735 nucleotides long. Its product is annotated as heavy metal-associated isoprenylated plant protein 30-like. The record is from RefSeq and is a predicted model, not a curated record. Lineage: Eukaryota; Viridiplantae; Streptophyta; Magnoliopsida; Ranunculales; Papaveraceae. Gene Ontology annotation, molecular function: metal ion binding. The coding region runs from base 107 to 550 and encodes 147 amino acids. The transcript is spliced from 3 exons.
AUUCGGUUCUUUGCUUAGGUCUUGUUUAUUCAUUCCUUACCAAAAUUCUAACAACUACCACCCCCAUCAUCACUGCAACACAGCCCAUCAUCACCUUCCCAGCAAUAUGCCCAAGGGUAGACAUCUCGCUUUGCAGACAGUGGAGCUUCAAGUCAGGAUGUGCUGCACAGGUUGUGAAAGGGUUGUCAGAAAAUCCAUUCUCAAGCUGAGAGGUUUCGUGAUAUACUAUUCAGGCAUUGAUUCAAUAGAAGUGGACUUAGAGAUGGAGAAGGUGACGGUAAUGGGUUACGUGGACCCACACAAAGUACUAAAAGCAGUGAGGAGAAGUGGCAAAAGGGCUGAGUUCUGGGCAGAUAAGCCGUUGUAUUUUACCACCACCAACAAUUACUUCAAAGACAUGACAAAUGACUACAAAGAGAGCUAUAACUACUGGAGACAUGGUUAUAAUGUUGGUGAAAGACAUGGAAGUCUUAAUGCAACAACCAGAGGUGAUGAUGAAGUCAGUAAUUUCUUCAAUGAUGAUAAUGUUAACGCAUGUUGUCUCAUGUAAGCGGAACCUUGAUCUUAUAUCAAAAUGAUGUUGUUGUGCAUGCAAUUAGCAAGUUCUGUUGUUUAUCUGGUCAGAUUAUUAUUAGUGAUUUGAUUAGGAAACAGGUCCGGGCCAGGUUAUAUCUAGGUCACGGUUAAUGCAUCUGUUUUCUUUGAUAAGUGUGCACCACACAUGUACUAAUCAUG